Molecule: messenger RNA, 946 nt
Organism: Zingiber officinale
Lineage: Eukaryota; Viridiplantae; Streptophyta; Magnoliopsida; Zingiberales; Zingiberaceae
Product: cadmium-induced protein AS8-like
Exons: 3
Coding region: 157-732 (191 amino acids)
Source: RefSeq, a predicted model, not a curated record
GCAGUUGAAAGAUGCGAGGGCAGAAUUGUAAAAGUGAACUGAUGAAAGGAGAAGGGAGUAAACGAGCAACGCCGACGCGUGACCCGCGAGGGCAUCUCGAACUAGGGUUUUACUGCCCCAAGAAGAAUCGUUGUGGAAUCGCAAGUACUCUCUCGCAUGACCCAGGUACGAUCCAAGGAUAGAGGUCUCCAUGUCGAUCUAAGUCUGCUUCUUAUGAUAAUUAAAGGGCUCUUCAGGAGGUAUAAGAGAUGGAAUCCUGUACACCCCACUAUUGGCACAUUUUGGGGAAUGGGCAUAGGUGUGGGAUGUGGCGUGGGAUGGGGUCCUGGUUUUGGUCCUGAGGUCAUUGGAUAUGUCGGGGCAGGCUGUGGUGUAGGAUUCAGCGUGGGCAUUACUCUGGCCGGUAUCGAUGUUGGCCUUCCCCGCAAUGACCUUUUUCAAAUCCUAUACAAUGCUACUACAACAAAGGCUGCUCCUUUCGACAUGGCAAAGUCUUCCACAUUUAUCGCCAUGAAGGGCGUCACAGAGGAUAGUUUGAACUUUGUUGCACCUCAUAUAUCUUUUUUGAGGAAAGAAACUAGCUGGAGGCUCUCGAAGCUCAAGUCAAAUAUUCAUGUGCAGGGAACUGAGUUAAACAAACUUAACACUGUAGUAUCAAAGAAGAUUCAGUCUACUUUAGAGUGUUUAGAAGCCUUCAAACAGAAUGUCUGGCAGCCUCCAAAGGAUCAAUAAGCAGAUUGCAAGUGUUCAAUCUUUGGAUGUGUGAGCUUCUUCUUUGGUAUACAAGGCUAAUUUGUAUGAAAAUUUUUAAGUGUAGAGGCAGCAAAAUUCAAGAUGGAGCUACAUGUUCCAUCAAUUUCCCUUCUUAAUUUGUAGAUAUUUAGACCUACAAAAUUCUGAAGUCUUUAAUAAAUUAAGCACAGAAACAUCUAUUAUUUUUUUUUUA